GCCCACCGGCCAUGGCUCACGGGCCCAGCCGCUGCGCGGCAUGUGGGAAUCUUCCCGGACCGGGGCACGAACCCGUGUCCCCUGCAUCGGCAGGCGGACUCUCAACCACUGCGCCACCAGGGAAGCCCCUUUAUUCCAUUUUCAGUGGCGUCAUCUGCAGUUUUUCCAUUUGAGACAAAUUUGAGUGGAAUUCUUUGCAAGGUCGAAUAAGAAUAAAGAUGUUUGUUCUUUUUUUUUUUUUUUUUUAACAAGGGUUUACCGAGGGUCUAUUAUGUGUUGUAUGUUGUGGGAAAUACCCAAAGAUUUCCCUCCCAGGGAUGCUCCUGUGUUCAGUUACACCCAAGUUAUCAAUAAAACCGAUUACUACAAAUUGCUAAAUUAGUGAACAUGUACACGAGAGGUAGUUUGCCAGGCAGAGGAGUAGGAGGCUACACACCUGUAUGGGCAAGAUGCAGUGUCUAAAAGAGCUUGUGAUAUUCAGGAAACAGUUGUUCGCUGUGACCAGAAUGUAGGGGAAUUGGCAAUGGGAGGAUUGGAGAGAGAGAGAAAAUAAGGUAGAUUGGGGUCCAAUUGUGACUAGAUUUGAAACUUAAUAUAGCAGACAGUGGGAUGCUAGUAAGUUUUUUUCUUUUUUAAAUAAUUAUUUUUUGGCUGCGUUGGGUCUUUGUUGCUGUGUGCGGGCCUCUCAUUGCUGUGGCUUUUCUUGUUGCGGAGCAGGGGCUCCAGGCGUGGUGGCUUCAGUAGUUGCAGCACGUGGGCUCAGUAGUUGUGGCUCGUGGGCUCUAGAGCGCAGGCUCAGUAGUUGUGGCGCAUGGGCUUAGUUGCUGCACAGCAUGUGGGAUCUUCCCGGACCAGGGCUCGAACCCGUGUCUCCUGCAUUGACAGGUGGAUUCUUGACCACCACACCACAAGGGAAGUCUGCUAGUAAGUUCUUAAAGCAGAAAAAUUAUUUGACCAGAUUUGUGAUUUCUAAAGUAACUCUGGUGGUAGCAUGGAAGAUUGAUUGAAGUAGAGAGGAAAUGGAGACAAACCAGUUGGAAAAUUCUGAAGAACUUGCUAAGGCCAUCAAACCUAUCGAUCGGAAGUCAGUCCAUCAGAUUUGUUCUGGGCAAGUGGUUCUUAGUCUAAGCACUGCUGUGAAGGAGUUGGUGGAAAAUAGUGUGGAUGCCAGUGCCACUAACAUUGAGCUCAGGCUUAAAGACUAUGGGGCGGAGCUCAUUGAAGUUUCAGACAAUGGAUGCGGGGUAGAAGAAGAAAACUUUGAAGGCUUAACUCUGAAGCAUCACACUUCUAAGAUUCAGGAGUUUGCUGACCUCACUCAGGUUGAAACUUUUGGCUUUCGGGGGGAAGCUCUGAGCUCACUCUGUGCACUGAGUGAUGUAACUAUUUCUACCUGCCACACAUCUGCGAAGGUUGGGACUCGACUGGUGUUUGAUCACAAUGGAAAAAUCCUCCAGAAAACCCCCUACCCACGACCCAGAGGGACGACAGUCAGCGUGCAGCAGUUAUUUUAUACGCUACCUGUGCGCCAUAAGGAGUUUCAAAGGAAUAUUAAAAAGGAGUUCUCCAAAAUGGUCCAGGUCUUACACGCCUACUGUAUCAUUUCAGCGGGCGUCCGUGUAAGUUGCACCAAUCAGGUUGGACAGGGUAAGAGGCAGCCUGUGGUGUGCACCAGUGGAGGCUCCAGCAUGAAGGAAAAUAUCGGAUCUGUAUUUGGGCAGAAACAGUUGCAAAGCCUCAUCCCUUUUGUGCAGCUGCCCCCUAGUGACACUGUCCGUGAAGAAUACGGGCUGAGCUCUUCCCAGGCUCUGCAGAACCUGUUUUGUAUCUCAGGUUUUAUUUCUCACUGUGCUCACGGCGUGGGAAGAAGUUCAACGGACAGACAGUUUUUCUUUAUCAAUCGGCGGCCUUGUGACCCAGCAAAGGUUUCCAGACUUGUGAAUGAGAUCUAUCACAUGUAUAACCGGCAUCAGUAUCCAUUUGUUGUUCUUAACAUUUCUGUUGAUUUGGAAUGUGUCGACAUCAACGUUACUCCAGAUAAAAGGCAAAUUUUACUACAGGAGGAGAAGCUUUUGUUGGCAGUUUUAAAGACGUCUUUGAUAGGAAUGUUCGAUAAUGAUGUUAACAAGCUCAACGUCAGUCAGCAGCCGCUGUUUGACGUCGAAGGUCACUCAAUAAAAAGGCAUUCGGCAGAGGUGGAGAAGCCCGUGCCAGAGAAGCAGGAUGAUCCCGCCCCAUUAAGGACUCGCGGGGAAGAGAAAAGGGCAGUGACCAUUUCCAGACUGAGGGAGGCCUUUUCCCUUCGUCACACAGUGGAGAACAAGUCUCGGGGUCCGAAGGCCACCGACCCAAGACGGAUUUCUCCACGACAGAAAAGCAGCACCCCACUUCCUAGCGCUUCAAGGCCCCUCUGCUCCUGGAAGCACAUCUCUGAACCUCGGGAGGAAGGGGUGACUUCCACUCAGGGGCCCUGUGACCCGAUGGGCAGAGUGGACACGGAGGAGGGCUGGGGGCACAGCAGCACAUCUGCCGGCUCUGAGGAGGGGUCCAGCACCCCAAAGACGGGCAGCCAGCCCAGCAGUGACCAUGUGGCAAGCUCCCCCAAAGAUGGGUUUUCGCAAGAAAAUGUGGAGUCUUUGGAGAAGUUACCUGAAACGGACGAUCGUCUUUUGGGCACGAAUUGCCACUUAGACCACGAAGAAAGCGGCUCCCGAGCUAGAGUUUCGCUGCAGCCAACUCAGCUCUCAUCCCCAAACGCAAAGCGUUUUAGAAAAGAAGGGGUUCCUUUAAAUCCCGAUGUCCCUCCAGAGUCCAUGAAAACUCAGAACGCUUCAGCGCCGGAGGUGGAUGUAGCUGUUGAAAUUAACAAGAAAAUAGUGCCCCUUGACUUUUCUAUGAGCUCUUUAGCCAAACGAAUAAAGCAGUUAUGUCAGCAAGAACAGCGACAAGAAGGUGGACAAAAUUAUAGGAAGUUUCGGGCAAAGAUUUGCCCUGGAGAAAAUCAAGCAGCAGAAGAUGAACUAAGAAAAGAGAUAAGCAAAACGAUGUUUGCAGAAAUGGAAAUCAUUGGUCAGUUUAACUUGGGAUUUAUCAUCACCAAACUGAACGCAGAUAUUUUCAUAGUGGACCAGCAUGCCACGGAUGAGAAAUACAACUUCGAGAUGCUUCAGCAGCACACUGUUCUCCAGGGUCAAAGGCUUAUAGCACCUCAGACUCUCAACUUAACAGCUGUCAAUGAAGCAGUUCUAAUAGAAAAUCUGGAAAUAUUCAGAAAGAAUGGCUUUGACUUUGUUAUCGAUGAAGGCGCGCCGGUCACUGAAAGAGCUAAAUUGAUUUCCUUGCCAACUAGUAAAAGCUGGACCUUUGGACCCCAGGACAUAGAUGAACUGAUCUUCAUGCUGAGCGACAGCCCCGGUGUCAUGUGCCGGCCUUCCCGGGUCAGGCAGAUGUUUGCCUCCAGGGCCUGUCGGAAGUCUGUGAUGAUUGGAACUGCUCUUAACACAAGUGAGAUGAAGAAACUCAUCACCCACAUGGGGGAGAUGGACCAUCCCUGGAACUGUCCCCACGGAAGGCCCACCAUGAGACACAUUGCCAAUCUGGACAUCAUUUCUCAAAACUGACAACAUUUCUCUCUUUCUUUUUUUUUUUUUUUGCGGUACGCGGGCCUCUCACUGUUGUGGCCUCUCCCGUUGUGGAGCACAGGCUCCGGACGCGCAGGCUCAGCGGCCAUGGCUCACGGGCCCAGCCGCUCCGCGGCAUGUGGGAUCUUCCCGGACCGUGGCAUGAACCUGCGUCCCCUGUAUCGGCAGGCGGACUCUCAACCACUGCGCCACCAGGGAAGCCCUAACAUUUCUCAUUUUAAAGAGCUAUUGAUCUUAUUGCAGAUUUUUCUGUUUUUCAAGGCAGGGUUUUAAGUAACCAUUUUGGGGUUUGUUUCUCAAUGAACCUGCUGCUUAAAAAUGCAUCAGGUCCGUUUAGAAGUGAUCUUGAGAACUUUUUCAAUCCAUAUGGAGCAUUGCUUGCAACAUUUUUUGCUUCACAUUUGAACAUAUGUGUGUGUGUGUGUGUGUCUGUCUGUCUGUGUCUGUGUCUGUGUGUGUCUGUGUGUGUGUGGUGUAGCAGCAAGAGCAUGUUUUACAAAAAGAGAGCACUUUGGAAGUCACCUAGACUUCUGCUCUGGCCCGACGUAUUUUAGCCUGCCACUUUUCAGCUCUUAAUGAUGAUUAAGCCCAUAAUGGUUUAACUUCAUAAAUUGAAAAUUAUGGUCCUUUUGAGUUAGUCAUUUUCAACCCUAAUGCAUAUUAAAUUUAGAAAAUAAUCCAAAGAUACCCAAGGGAUAUUCUCUGUCCAGCUGGAAGAAGUCGACCAGGUGGGGUGAGGUCUCUUUUGUUUUUUUUGUUGUUUUUGGCUGUGCCGCGCUGCUUGCGGGAUCUCAGUUCCCUGAUCAGGGAUUGAACCCAGACCACGGCAGCAAAAGCCCGGAAUCCUAACCAGUAGGCCACCAGGGCACUCCUGGGGGUCUCUAUUUUUAAAUGUUCUCCGCUGCAGCCAGGGUGGCAAAGAGCGCUGUAGGCAAGGGCAAAUAAAAGGCUUUGAUUUUUCUGUA
Molecule: messenger RNA, 4606 nt
Organism: Orcinus orca (killer whale)
Lineage: Eukaryota; Metazoa; Chordata; Mammalia; Artiodactyla; Delphinidae
Gene: PMS2
Product: PMS1 homolog 2, mismatch repair system component
Exons: 15
Coding region: 1020-3620 (866 amino acids)
Biological process (GO): mismatch repair
Cellular component (GO): MutLalpha complex
Molecular function (GO): ATP-dependent DNA damage sensor activity; mismatched DNA binding; ATP binding
Source: RefSeq, a predicted model, not a curated record